CUGGGAUCUUAGCAAAGAUUUAUUCGAGGAUACAUGCUACACCAUACAGAGUAUGCGCAGAAGAGUUAAAGCGAUGUGUCAUGGGUGGAAGAGGACCUUGCAUCCUGCGUGUGACCCAGCAGUGCAGCGGAUACUGAAAAGAAGUUCGGUAUGAUGCAACAAAGAUCAAUUAUGGAAAAGUCUGCAAUAAGGAGUGAGCGAGUACCGGCGAAUGCAUGAUGGGUCCUUUUUGCUUCUUUUCUUCCGUUUCUGGAUCUCAACUUUCUUGUACAUACCCCAUUCAAAGUUGGCUCUUCCUUAAUGUCGUCCCCAUUGCCUGUCAAUGCCAAACAUAAUUACCGAAAUCGCGAAGACACCGAAGGAGAACAGCAGCCUGACGGUGACACGGCUAGCUCGUUCGGUCGGGCCGCAUCCAUUGCCCGCUUAGGCUCGUCGCCAGUUCCACGCAACGUUCGCAGUGCAUCGCCGCCACGAAGUAUCAGCUCUGCGCGAUCCUAUGGGAGCACUGACUUGGAGAACGUCACCACGACGUCCAGUGGUGCAUUGUUUCGCCCGCUUUCAACGCCCACAUACAACUACGAAGACAACACGGUGUCUGUCGAUUUGCCAGAAGAUCAAGUAGCUAGGGUGGUGAAACGGCACUUGGUGGAAACGUCACCAGCUGCAUCAAUCCUGCAAAAAGUGAACACAAACCAGUCGUUAGCAGGCAGUGACGACGCAUACUCUUCCGGUGACAGCAACCGGGUCAAGUCAGUUCACCAGUUGCCGGGUGGUGCCAUCACGCACGAUAUUUACAAGUGGGCUGAAGAUGCGGAUGCAGAACAAUCCAGACGCAAUCGAUCGCAGUCAAUGUAUAUUCCACGCCAGGAGCCAUCGGAUCCAGCGUUGGCACGUCUCAGGGAUCCCGGUGGUUUCCGUCGCCACUUUGUUUAUGAUCAAGCACAGCGUCGCGGCCAAGAGCCUCCUCACUGGAUGACCCGUACCUUCGUCGACUUUCUGGCGCUCUAUGGCCAUUUUGGGGGAGAAGAUUUGAGCGACUCCGAUGACGAUGAGGAGACUGAGGAGGAGGGAGAGCCGGGAGAACGGACAGGGUUGUUGCGUCGUCGUCGAAGACGGCGUUAUGGCGGUGAUGACGAGUCGGAUGGUGAAGGAGAAGAUCGAGCACAGCGCAUGAUCCGUCGUGCGCAAGAAAAUGCCGUUCAGGGCACUGCUAGUCCUGCAAAGGCCGUGUUUUUGUUGCUCAAGGCGUUUGUUGGCACAGGCGUCAUGUUCCUUCCGAAAGCGUUUUACAAUGGCGGUAUUUUCUUUUCCACAGCCCUCUUGACCGCUAUUGCGCUGAUCUCGCUGUACAGCUUUUUGCUUCUGGUGGAGACGCGGAAUAAGGUGCCGGUAUCGUUUGGUGACAUUGGAGGUAUCUUGUACGGCCGCUUUAUGCGGGCUGCUGUCCUCACAGCUAUCACGUUUGCACAGAUCGGAUUCGUGUGUGCGUACAUGGUGUUUGUCGCACAAAACAUCCAAGCAUUGGUCGAGGCUCUGUCAAACUGUGACAUUCGAGUGCCCCUGCCAUACUUGAUCCUGGGCCAAGUUGCCAUCUUUGUUCCAAUUGCCAUGAUCCGCAAGAUCCAGAAGCUAUCCUCGUUUGCUCUCAUCGCCGAUCUCUUUAUUCUCAUGGGCCUGCUUUACUUGUACUACUACGAUUUCUUGGUGCUGGCCACGCACGGCAUUGGCCAAGUCGAAUGGAUCAUCAACACAAAGUCUUUCCCCAUGUUCAUCGGCACCGCUGUGUUCACAUAUGAGGGUGUUGGCCUCGUUAUUCCUAUCACCGAGUCCAUGAAAGAGCCUGAAAAGUUUGGCCGCGUUCUUUCGUGGACCAUGCUGGGCAUCACAAUGAUUUUCCUAUCCAUCGGCUUCUUUUCCUACAUGGCAUUCGGCGAUAAGGUUCAGACUGUUAUUUUGCUCAACAUCCCUGCCACGCCCGUUGUCAACACCAUCCAGGCCUUGUAUUCCAUGGCCAUUUGCUUGUCCAUCCCAUUGCAGCUGUUUCCCGCCAUUCGUAUUGUCGAAAACAUUCUCUUCUCACGCUCGGGCAAACACAAUCCGGUCGUCAAGUGGGAGAAAAACGGAUUCCGUCUGGUAGCUGUGUUGAUGUGUGCUUGCAUUGCUAUUGCUGGCUCGGAUGAUUUGGAUAAGUUUGUAUCGCUUGUGGGAUCGCUAUGUUGUGUGCCAUUGUGCUUCAUAUUCCCGCCGAUAUUCCAUUAUAAGGCUAUCGCUCGUACCUUUACAGCAAGAGCCAUCGAUAUCGCUAUCGUCGUAUUUGGUGUCUUGUCUAUGACCUAUACGACCGGUAUAACCAUUGCUCUCUGGUCCGCUGGAGGUGAAGAGGCUCCUGUUUCUCGGUGUACACCUAAUGGCAACUGAACUCAGAUCCUAUUCUUCAUUAUUUACAAAAGAUAACUUAUAGUAUACCUAGGUCACCCUUUUCGGAUUCCAUGCUUAAUCCAAGUAUAUAUUAAAAUUUUUACAUAGUCAUUGAUUGUAUAAUCUAAAAAGACUUUCAACAUUGGAAAUUAAGGAUGAGUAGCUGCUUAUAACAUAAAGUAUUGUCA
Messenger RNA from Zychaea mexicana, 2606 nucleotides. RefSeq names its product transmembrane amino acid transporter protein-domain-containing protein. NCBI's taxonomy places the organism in Eukaryota, Fungi, Mucoromycota, Mucoromycetes, Mucorales, Lichtheimiaceae. The record is from RefSeq and is a predicted model, not a curated record. The coding region runs from base 301 to 2418 and encodes 705 amino acids. The transcript has 4 exons. Gene Ontology annotation, molecular function: amino acid transmembrane transporter activity. Gene Ontology annotation, biological process: amino acid transmembrane transport.